This is a messenger RNA of Mustela erminea (ermine), 947 nucleotides long. Its product is annotated as late histone H2B.L4. Lineage: Eukaryota; Metazoa; Chordata; Mammalia; Carnivora; Mustelidae. The transcript has 2 exons. The record is from RefSeq and is a predicted model, not a curated record. Gene Ontology annotation, molecular function: structural constituent of chromatin; protein heterodimerization activity; DNA binding. Bases 418 to 906 code for a protein of 162 amino acids. Gene Ontology annotation, cellular component: nucleosome.
CCCAAGCCGAAGGCAGACUGAGCCCCCCAGACACCCCAGCCCUCACCAGUUUUUCUUUCCUGAACUGUCUUCCCUAGGCCCCCUCAUUAGUGCCUCUACUCUCUUUGCUGUGAGCCAGUCCGGCCUCCCCAGCUGUAUUGUCCGGCUCCGUGGGUGGGGGUGGGGUGCCUCGGGUUCCUCCUGACACUCCCCUGCAUUUCAAGUCUUGGCGAGGACGAGGACAGCCGGUGCAGAGUGAUCUCAUGGCACAGCUGGGUGGUGUGGCAACUCUCCCAAGUGUGGAGUCCACCGGGAGAUGGUCAGCUGGGGAAGGGCCCUGGGGGAGGGCCGCUCAUUCGGAGGCAAGAAAUCACUUGGGGGAGAGGUGGGAGCCAUUCGUCUCCUACAAGAUUAGCCCAGAGCCUGUUCGGGGUAGGGAUGGGCGAGGCUCCUCCCCUCCCGCCCCCUCCCUCCCAGGUGCUGGCCCCCAGCCCCACCUGGUGGGCAGCCGACUCCAUAAAAUGCCCCAAGGAGCAGGAGGCAGCCGUUAGGAGGAGCCGCAGGAUGAGCUCGGAGCAUGGCCAGCAGCCGCAGCCGGGGGGCCGAAGGGGCCGUGGUGAUAAGAAGUCCAGAAGGCGAGGCCGGCGCAAGGAAACCUACUCAGUGUAUAUCUACAAGGUGCUGAAGCAGGUGCACCCAGACAUUGGCAUCUCUUCCAAGGCCAUGAGCAUCAUGAACUCGUUUGUGAAUGAUGUGUUCGAACGUCUGGCUGGCGAGGCUGCCCGGCUGGCCCAGUACUCGGGCCGAACCACACUGACCUCCCGGGAAGUCCAGACGGCCGUGCGCCUGCUGCUGCCCGGGGAGCUGGCCAAGCACGCUGUGUCUGAGGGCACCAAGGCCGUCACCAAGUACACCAGCUCCAAGUGACCCGGGGCCGAGCGUUUAAUAAAAUGUGAACUGCUCCCGUG